Cajanus cajan (pigeon pea) is the source of this 2824-nucleotide messenger RNA. Lineage: Eukaryota; Viridiplantae; Streptophyta; Magnoliopsida; Fabales; Fabaceae. The record is from RefSeq and is a predicted model, not a curated record.
CAGAGUUUGUAAGGGAUUUUUGUUGCGGCAGAAAGCGGGUAUGGCGCGAGGGCUAAUCCUAUCUUCGCCAACACUCACUGCAACAACUUGGCUCUUAGCUCCAUUCUCCAAAACCCCACCAAAAAGUUUCAAUUUUUCAUUUGCUUUUAAACUUGUGCACCAUCACUCUCAUCUUCCAUUGCCCUGCGUCUCUUCUUCCCCUUCCCAAUGUUCAAUCGACAUCUCCAAAUACACAGAAACAUUUUCCAGGCGAAUGGCCAUGGCUGGACUCAAACCCCAUCACCGGAUUGCUUUGGGAGUCUCUGGUGGCCCUGACAGUGUGGCACUCUGUGUGUUAACUGCUGGAUGGAAAACUGCUGGUGCCAAUGCUGUCACCACUGAAAAUGGCGGUUUCAUAGAUGGGCUACUGGCAAUAAUUGUUGAUCAUGGACUGCGUGCAGAGAGCAAAGAGGAGGCCAACAUUGUUUCUCACCGAGUUUCGAAAAUGGGAAUCAGAUGUGAGAUUGCCUGCUGUGAUUGGCCGAAUGGCAGGCCAAAACAGGGUCAGUUGCAGGAAGCUGCCCGUGAAAUGAGGUACCAAAUCUUUCAAGAAGUAUGUGCCCAACACCAGAUUGGGGUAUUGCUUAUUGCACAUCAUGCUGAUGAUCAGGCUGAAUUAUUUAUUUUAAGGCUUUCUCGAAAUAGUGGUGUGCUUGGACUUGCAGGCAUGCCUUUCACCUCUCAGAUUUUCCCUACAUAUAUGCAUUCCAACCGCAAAAUUCAAGCAAACCAGGGAAUCCUUCUUGUGCGGCCUCUUUUGGAAUUUUCAAAGGAAGAUAUGUACAAGAUAUGCCUAGGAAGUAGUGAGGAUUGGGUAGAAGACCCAACAAAUCAAAGCCAAUUAUAUACACGUAAUAGGAUACGAAUGGUGCUGAAUAAAAUGUCAUCUUCUAUAUUCAAGUUUGAGCUCCAAGCAUUAAUUUCUGCAUGUCGAAUGACACGAACAUAUGUUGAUCAAAUUGGCUAUAGCUUGAUACGUGAUGCUGUGGUUGUCAAGGAUCAUGGAUAUGCUGUUAUUGAUUUACAGAUUCUUUGUCCUUCAAAAAUUGAGGACAUAUGCUUGAUGAAGUUUCUUUCCAUGGUCUUGCAGUUUGUAUCACAAAGGCAAAGGCAAAUCAGAGGUAGUGCUUUAAAAUUGCUAAUGGACUAUAUUCGUAUUUUUCCGUGCAAGAGCUCUAUAACAGCAGCAGGUUGUUACCUUUGUCCAGAUCCUGGUUCUAGAGGCUCCAAAGUCUUGGUCUGCUGCUGUAAUGAUGACUGUGGUUUGCCUUUGAAGAUGGAAUUUUUUGAGUCGCACCCUUAUGGACAACAAGGGAAUUUUGUUGCCAAUGAGUUAGAAAAUAGUAUAGAGGAUGAGAACUCAUACGCAAAUCACUUGGUUCCAAAUGCAACAGAUGUCCAUUUUUUGGAUGUGAAUCCUGAGUUAGUUUUGACUGAAGCCAAAAGGCUAAACAUAAUUGGUGAAUCAACUUACAAUAGCAUCCUUGUAUUGCAAAAGCAAGAAAACACUCACUUCAGGUCUAAAACCGAGGCCAUUUCUGACUCUGGUUCAAAGCAUGGAGUUGAAUUUGUUACGCCUGUUGGCAAAUCACUUCAGCCAGGACAGUUCUGUUACUUCAUGGAUAGAUUCAUCCUCACGUGGAAGUUGAACAAUAAAAUUGAUAAUGAUGUAGUUUCUGAUUUAGUUGAUUACAACAUGGAUUUCAGCGAGAAAGACUGGAGCUUUUGUUGCACAUCUUGUGUAGCUGAUCAUAAUAAAGCACCUGAGUUGCGGCACAUGGUUGAAUCUGAUUGGCUGUAUCUCACCGAGUUAUCAAAAUAUCCUCUUUCCAAAAAUUUCCUUCAAUGUGAGGUUAAAUCAGUGAAUGGAACCAAGCAGAUAAUGGACAGAACAACUCCAUGUUUGCACUAUGCCAGUGUAUCAGCAAAACAAGCUCUGCGCUUGUUAAAAUCUAUCCCAGGUCGCGCAAGGAGAAGCCUGCCUGUUCUGAUCAAUCAUCACGGGCAAUUACUAAGCAUUCCAAGUGUUCAUUUCAAGCACUGCCCCUUCUUGAUGGUGCAUGUGGAAUUUAAGCCAAAAAUACCGCUUGGGGGAGGUCAUACCUCAUUCUUAUAACCAAAUAGUGACACGAGACUAAAGAUCAUGACUGCAAUUUGCGAGAAUGUUUUCGUUGUUGAAAAAUGAGAGAAGUUGUAAUCAUCCCUGACUCCAGCAAAUUUCAAGUCAACCAAAAGGGACACAUCAAAAUGGAAUGAUAUGCUAGCUGUGGCCACCCAACAACCACAAUCUGCUUCUCUUACCAAACAAAGUUCAACUUCCUAUUCCGACUCUCGCACAGAUUGACUCGGAAGGGUGCUAGAUCUUAGGCCAAUGGAUAUGAAAAUGUGCAAAGAUUACAUCAUUAAUAAUAGGGUAUAGAAUUUGCAAAAGUAAUCAAACAACAUAUGUAAAAAGUCUACUCAAAUACAAGUUUAGAAGAGGUUUGGAGACUAUUUACCAAAAAUUAGAGUUUUUUGGUUAGAGGCUCUUCCGUGACCUAGUUGGAGGUUUCUCUUAAGGAAUGUAAGUUUUAUAAGACAGUUAACAAGUUUUAUAACGAAUGCAUGUUCACUUUUUGGUUGUGAACUCCUUAUCUAUAACUAAGCUCUAUUACACGGUCAAAUUCAUGUAGAUAGACGUGGAAGCUUAAGAAAGUUCACACUUCUAAUAUUUAUGGACUCAAUAAUUGCUUAUAGCUCGAGAAUGAUGAGGAGAUUGAAUAGGUAUUUGAUUAUUAACCAUCUA